AUGCCAGAUUUUAUUUAUUUUCGAAGCUUAUGGUGGAUAGAAGGAAAUAUUCACCCGGAAGCAAAAUGGGAGGAAGCUACACUUCCAUACGUGCUUGCUGAGGGUGUAGCUUUGGAUGAGUAUGAACAUCGUGCUGACAGUUUUAAUGUUCAUGGUCUAUGGGAAUGGGAAAAUUUUAGAGUCUUAGUUUAUGAACUUCCACUAAAGCCACACGAAGUUUGUAUUGGCACAAUUAUUAAGUAUUUUAAUAGACAUUGUAGUGGGGUUGAUGAUACCGAUGCCAGUAUUUUAAAUAUAGGAGCAACUCGAAUUCGAGCUGAUAACUCUGGAAAAGAGGCAGACGCAUCAUUUCGUCCAAUGAAACAACGAGUGCCUGAAUCAACCGGAAGUGAUGGAAUGAAUGAACCGUGGCCGAAUAUUAUUGUAGAAGUCGCAUAUUCCGAAAGUAUAGAUCAUGUCUUCGAAAAGGUGAAAAAUUAUUGGUUAAAGGAUCUUAGUCGUGCACAUGAUGCGAUAGUUGUUAAAGUUGAUCCUGUUCCUGAGGGCGAAACACCUUCACGCAUGCAAAUUAAUUUGGAUUGUCUUUACCAUCAAUUAUACCCUGGUAUACAAGUUCCACGAGAUAUUCUUCCUGAUCCAAUUGAACUGGAUUUCUCUUUUGUUCGAGAUGAAAUUUUUCGUGCAUUUAGAAUAUAA
Molecule: messenger RNA, 696 nt
Organism: Cetraspora pellucida
Lineage: Eukaryota; Fungi; Glomeromycota; Glomeromycetes; Diversisporales; Gigasporaceae
Source: the annotation of a GenBank genome assembly